AGUGCUUUGCAAAUAUCUUGGUAUCACCUGCAAAAGUACUGAUUUCAGUCAAUUUAAUAAUUUGCAUCCCUGAUAUAAAGGAUGGUAAUUGAAAUUUGCUGACAUUUGUUUGUGUUUAGUUCCGUAGAGAUAUUUUAAACAGCUUAUCAACAGAGGAUUGAAGUAGAUGAUUACACAGUGAAAAAUGAUGAUGUCUGCAAAAUACCAAUGUUAUUUUUUGUUAUGUUGUAACAGUAAUGGCGACAGUUGGUGUUUAGGAAAUUUAACUUAUCCAACUGGACUUAACUCUAUUGGAUAUAAUUCUAGAUAUAUUAUGAAUUUUUAGUAUUAGUAUACUGGUAUUUAUUAUACUUGUUAGUAUUUAUGUUAGUGGUAGUUUAUAAGGUGCUAAUAUUCCAGAUAUUCAGCGAAUUUCAAAAAACCACGUUUCCCGUUAGCUUUGCCGCGUCAAGUUGUUAAUCAUAAGAAUUAUCAGUUCGCCGUAGCGGCUGUUCAAAGGGGAAUUGCAGGUCGCUGACAAUCGGCGGAAACUUUCCAGUUCGACCGAGGGCUGAUCAGGACUGGUCAAUUGUCAGUCCAACGAACGCUGGUUUGACAAUUGGCAUUGUCCAAUUUUACACCGGUUCGACGGCCGAUCCGCCUUCCUUCAUUUAACUAGAGGCUCGUCCAUUGUUCGAAAAUAUGAAUGUUCCAGGGUCAGCCGUCCUGGGACAACUCAGGAAUGUGGCAUUACGUGUCCCAUUUGAGCAAUUUAAACAGAAAUUAUUACUUAAUUCUUUCAUGUAAUCCAUUUCAAACGAGGCUUUUAUAUGUAUCAACACUAUAUUUACUAUGUGUUACACACAAAUAUAAUAUUUCACAAGGGAAGUCUUAAAUAACUAGAUCAAUGUGAUUUCAUUGACCUAAUCAGUUUUAACUGUUUCUAUACCUAAGAAUUGCUCAUAAUCCACUCACCUUUUUGAUUCAAUUUUUUUAACACCUUGUCAACAAGUUUUCUUUAUAUCAUAAAAUUUUGUAAGCUUCCUAUACCGAAAAUGUCAUUAUUUCCCUAGUCCAGGCAAUUAUUUGGUUUUGAUUUCUGAGCCUUAAGUAGUAAUAAUCUAUCUAGCCAUUGCGGAUUAGGGUAAGAUAUACCUUUUUUCAUUAAUGGCAGUUUAUGUUAAGCCUUCAGUAGAGAAUUUGAGUCUAAUUUCCUUUUCCUAGACUAUUUGAGUGUGUCAGUAAUUAGUUUUCAUUACUGACCCUUGGCUAAUGUUAGAAUUGGUGUGGUGUAUACCAUCAUUAAAGCUUAACGGAGCAGGUAGGGGUCGGAACCGUCCGGUCAUUGUCCCUCCAGAGAUUCUGAACGCACCUCUUAGACGGCCUGGUGGCGGCACUGGUGAUAGUUUCCAAUCGGCACAACCUUUUAACAGUAAGCCCGAGUACAAGAUGAUGCACAUCAGCACACCGCCUUCACCAAUGGGACGACCUGCGGAUCUCAAGCUUUCCCAAAUGCUUUCAAAGUUAGAUCUGAUUUUCGCUGGGAAAAUAGAAGAUCUGGUCAUUUACAGAGUCCUUAGUGUGUAUUUCAAAGAAGCAGACAGUCAAAUUUAUUUUGAUGCGAUGAUGGAGGCUAUUUUUAAAAAUAUGUUGCUCGAUCCUUCAAAUGCAGUCCCUAUCUGUAAAUAUUUGUACAUUCUGAGUCGUGAUCAAAGCAAAGGACACAGCAUUAGAUCUACAUUUUAUAAGUAUCUGCAAAAUUAUUAUAAUGACAAAUACACUAUUUGGAAAAAUCAAGGAAAUGAUUGUUUUAAGAACUUUGUGAAUUUUUUUGCUGCUGCUACACAUCACAACCGCAAUGUUUUUAUCGCUCCAUUUCACGAACUUGUUAAUGCUAUUUUGGAAUUUGCUUUCAUCCUUAGCUCUUGCCUUGACUCUUACGCAGAGAUAAAGCUGUACAGUCUACUAGUUAUCAGAUAUUCGCAAUAUACUAGCAUGCCGAAUUCAAAAGAAGAGAUUCCCGACAUCAAUGUGAACAUGCAAAAGUUCCAAGAGGUGAAAAACGCAGCAAGGCUCAAACUAAGCCGCGGGACCUGCAAGGAUCCGAAGUCGACGCUUUGGCUCAUGAUGGUUCUUGAAUCAAACUGUUCGCAUCCGGUGGCACAAACUUUCUACACAGAAGGGCUGGGAAAAGAAGACGUUAACAACUUUCAAACAGAUGUGCUCAACAUUCAACUUCCUAGAGAGGAUUUUAAAAUGUUCGAUAUCAGUCAUAUUGAGUCUAUAUUAACUCUAGUCUGAGCAAUAUACAAUUUAUUAUUUGUU
Cimex lectularius (bed bug) is the source of this 2304-nucleotide messenger RNA. RefSeq lists its product as uncharacterized. Bases 1252 to 2280 code for a protein of 342 amino acids. The transcript has 7 exons. Lineage: Eukaryota; Metazoa; Arthropoda; Insecta; Hemiptera; Cimicidae. The record is from RefSeq and is a predicted model, not a curated record.